Asterias rubens (European starfish) is the source of this 2943-nucleotide messenger RNA. Its product is annotated as leucine-rich repeat and calponin homology domain-containing protein 1-like. Gene Ontology annotation, molecular function: protein binding. Bases 26 to 2632 code for a protein of 868 amino acids. NCBI's taxonomy places the organism in Eukaryota, Metazoa, Echinodermata, Asteroidea, Forcipulatida, Asteriidae. The transcript has 19 exons. The record is from RefSeq and is a predicted model, not a curated record.
CAUCCAUGCAGUAAUUCAAAGCAAAAUGGCGAUCCCCACUUCGCACCAUCUAGGAGGGGCCCAGUUGCGCUCCCUAGAAAAGGUCUUGGAAGAUGCUCACAUGACUGGAAUAUUGAAUUUAGGUGGCAGGAAUAUGAGAGACUUCCCUAAGAGUGUUGAUAAGUUCGAUUUGAUGGAUACGCUGGAUGUAGAUAUUUCAAAGAACAGAUUUACAGAAGUACCGGAUGAAGUGUGCGAAUAUCUUUCUUUGGAGAGACUAAACUGUUACAAUAAUGCCAUCAGAAUCGUUCCAGAGUCGUUUUCUAGGUUACUAAUGCUUACAUAUUUAAAUUUAAGUCGGAAUUCACUGUCAGCUCUACCCAUAGAGAUAUGUGAAAUCUACCUAGAAGUCUUAAUAGUCAGCAAUAAUAAGUUAGUAGCGUUACCCCCUGCAGUCGGAAAGAUGAAGACGUUAAUGCAUCUAGAUGCCAGCUGUAAUGAAUUAGACACAUUACCGAUGCAGAUCGGAGACAUGGUGUCAAUGAAGGAGCUCAACCUCAGAAGAAACCACCUAGUCCACUUACCAGAAGAAAUCAGCAGGCUGAAUCUGGUGAUGCUGGACGUGUCGUGUAAUAAGAUCAGUUUCAUCCCACCCUCUUAUCGUCAUAUCCACUCGCUGGACGUCUUAAAGUUGGACCAUAAUCCUCUGGAGAUGCCGCCAGCUCAGGUCUGUACAAGAGGAAAAGUUCACAUCUUCAAGUAUCUCAGUAACAUAGCAACAAAAGAUGAGAAGAGGCGAGGGCAGGAGCAGAACGAGAGAUUGUCUAGACAGUCGCUCAAUAACGCUAAAUUCACUUGGCUAACGACGCACGAAGUAGCCACACGCUUUGGCUCCUCCCACAACACCAACACCACCUCCACCAACCAUCAUCACCAUCACCAAGACGAUGCGACUAAACAGGGGCAUCAGUCGGUCGUUCUCAGCCCCUCCACGCUCUCCGCCCAGUACUCUAAGGGGCACCCGGGCACUAACGGCGCUGUUAGUGUUGUGGAAGAUUUUGCCUUCUGGAAUGCCAAGAUUGGUGAACUAAGAAGAGGAACGCUGACAGCCGACUCGGGAUAUGUAGAUGGUGACAAGAGAUGGUCUGCAACAGAGCCGUCCAACGACGACGAAGAAGCCAGAAUUCUUGCUGAACGAGCCAAUCAGCAAAAAGAGCACAGACAGCAGCGCGAGGAGCUGCUCAACCAAUCCUUUGGCUCCUUCAGUGGGGACAACGAGGGCGACAUUGAUUACAUAGACACGGGCGAGGACGUGAUGGAAGACGGUGAGAUCACGCCGACGCAGAAAGAGCCUGAUGAGUUUACGAAGGCACUCACACGGCAGAAGGCAAUCUACGAAGACCAGAAACUCAAGGCAAGAGAGGAACGCAUCCGACACGAGCAGGAGGAACGGAGGCGGAAGCUUGAAGAGGAGGAGAGAUGGAAAGCCGAGAGAAGGCGUGAAGCGGAGCAGGAGAGAUACAGAAGGUCGUCACCGUCUGGUAGUACGACGUCACUCCAGUAUAACGGGUCAAACAGCAGUAGGGGCAUCGAGAGGAGAAACAAACCCAGACCCUUGUCAUCCUCUUCCUUUAACGAGAGCCUGAGAAGACCGACCUCCUUGGAGAUUUCGCAGACUAAGAGACCGGCACGGAGGGCGACGGUUAAUGUUUCUGAUCCUUACACUAGACCAACAUCCAAUCACUCCAGCACCUUACCGAAUGGGCGGCUGCCGUCAGUAGACGACAGUCACAGGCAGUUACAGCGAACAGAAAACAUCAAGUCGGUAUCGUCCUCGUCGCUACCAUCGUCGCAGCCGCCUCCGGCGCCAUCGCAACCAGACAGCGGGAUCUCGCAGAGCCGCCACGAGGCGCAGCUUGCGAGAAGACGGCAGGAAGAGGAGAAAGCACGGAUGAAGCUGAUGCAGAAGAGCGCCCUCAGGAACUUUGUACAGAGUCGGACGCCACCAUCGCCACAAAAUUCUUCCGCUCCAGAAGACCUAGACCCCCAAAGGGAAGCAAGCCCGGGCAAUGCUAAGUCACCCCCACCCCCUGUGUCUUACAGUGGAUCGGCCUUUGGCAGCAUCAAACCAAGAUCGGCAUUCAGCAUAGGUGGAGGGAAACCAAAAGGGGAGGUUCAGCCAAACUUCACCGUCAAACGAGAAAUGAAUAAGUACAGGGAGGAGAUGGAUCGCAUUGAACAUCUCAGAAAGUUGAAACCCAACUGGAUGAGUAGUUAUGGAUCCGUGUCAGAUCUUAACACAAUAGAGCAAAUGCGAAAGUGCAUUGAGACAAGGUUAAAGGUCAACUUGCCAGAUGACAUCCCGGCUGCCCUAGAGGACGGGGUCGUCUUGUGUCACUUCAUGAAUAACGUGUUCCCCCAUGCUGUACCUACCAUCCAUGUCCCUUCACCCGCAGUGCCUAAAUUGACGUCUGCAAAAUGUAGGAGGAAUGUUGAGAAUUUCCUGAAGGCCUGCUCUACGGCGGGAGUAACAGAGGAGAAGUUAUGCACAGCUGGUGAUAUCUUAGAAGGAAAGGGACUAGUUAAGGUUGCGUCUACUGUACAGGCAUUACUCACUAAUACAACACAACCCAAGAUGUCAUCGGCAGUAUGAUUGAUACAACUACUUCAAUUGGACCUUGUCAACAAAGUCGAUCGGUUUUGUUUUUGUUUUUGUUUUUUGACUCAAAGUUCAAUAUUUUUGCUGGACCCAAUUUCAUAAUGUUUUUUUGAGAUAUGGCGAACAGUACAAUGACUCUUUUAGGUUUAGGUAAAUUUGUCUGUGUUCACCAAAACCAAACCAUACAGUACACUCCUAAAGUGUCUGCCAUAUCUCAACAAGGCUAAUUGAGCUGCUUUAGCAGGAGAUAUUGCUAAAAGGAACAAUACAGAAUUGGUUUUGCUAACAAAAUAGUUGCUGGCAAU